Molecule: messenger RNA, 2700 nt
Organism: Exophiala mesophila
Lineage: Eukaryota; Fungi; Ascomycota; Eurotiomycetes; Chaetothyriales; Herpotrichiellaceae
Exons: 6
Coding region: 484-2631 (715 amino acids)
Biological process (GO): positive regulation of transcription by RNA polymerase II; DNA-templated transcription
Cellular component (GO): nucleus
Molecular function (GO): DNA-binding transcription factor activity, RNA polymerase II-specific; zinc ion binding; sequence-specific DNA binding
Source: RefSeq, a predicted model, not a curated record
AGAGCAUGUCAAUCUGGCUCUACAUUCGGACCGGUCGGGCCAUUUACGAUUUACAUCUCGAUUUUGCGUCUUGUAUUCAGUCUUAUCGGAGAGAAUUGACUGAUCACUCUCUCUACUGUGAUAUCUGCGUUGCACUCGUCGCUAGCUUAUCGCGGUUCAAAGGUCAGAUGAUAAACGACGAGAUAGAUCAGGACCUUGUUUCCUAGAAAGCUGUGGACGAAAUCUCCCUUCAGGAACGCCAUGACACAAGCGUGACAAGCUAACUCAGCACCGCUAAACCCAAGAUUCCAAGGCUGCCUGAGUGCUUAUCUCGUACUUUGUCCCUUUCUUGAUAGCGACCUUGGCAACCUUCGGUGCGGGGGUUCCAGAAGCACUCAAGUCUUCCUUUUCACAACGUCCCAUGUCCACCCGAGGAUCAAGAUGCUGACUUCAUGCAAUUCCAAUGGAUGACGCAGGUAUGACUUUUGUUGGACAAAUGUGAGCAUGGCUGAAGUUGCCGUGCGCGAACGUCGCCGAGUCGCGAACGCGUGUUUGAGAUGCCGCCAGCACAAGAUCAAGUGUUCUGGCUCGCAGCCGUGCAGACGAUGCGAUUACCGUGGUUUGGAUUGCGUCUUUGGCGCGGAUGAUAAGAAAGUGGUGGUUUCGGAGAGGUUUCUGCAGGAACUCAAAAGCAGAGUCGUGGAACUCGAAAGCCAACAACGAGGUUCAUCGACCUUGAUAACGGCCUCGCGUGGACAUACGUCCCAAUCGCCCGAUGGCAGCCGCAGUGCUGACAAUAACACAACCACCAUCAACGACACCACCCAGUUUGAACAUUCGGUCUACGACGAUAGGGACGCUACGGAGCAAGACGAGACCGCGACGUGGAAUGGCCUGACCCCGCGGGACGGACAGGCGCUGGACGAAAACCGGUCUCAAGACGAACCCGGCACUCCUGAUGAUUACUCUGGCGUGGUCAACCCGCUGGUCAGAGACCAAGCGGCGUAUAUCUCGAUUUCCGGACGAUUGCGGUACCUGGGCCAUUCGUCGACCUGGUCUUUUACGCAGCAGGUACUGGAACUGGCACACCAGAGCCCGCUGUCCAAAAACCGGGUGCCUCGCGGUGAGAUGUACGUCGAGGGAGAUGCUUACAGAUUGCCGUUUGAAGAAUUAUACCACUUUACAGAAUCCGACAUGUCCGGUCUGCCUUCGCUAGACGUAUCGUUGUACUACCUGCAGUCCGUCAAAUUCCGAACUAAUCCUUUGUUUUACCUGUUUGAUGAGCACGAGUUCACCAAGUCGGUGCACGAGUUCUACAAGAGCCCAUUGCUGUACGCUCGAGCCAAACCGAUCUGGUUCAUCCAGUACCUGGUCAUCAUGGCACUUGGAAAGGCAUUGGUUUCUAGAUCUCAACCGGCAGCCUCGCAGAAUGUCACCAGUGCUGGCUCACACCUGCUCACUCGAGCCUUGCGGUUGCUUCCAGAUAUCACUCAUCUUGCAGAAGAGCCAAUCGACGCCACGGAGAUUCUGUGUGCUAUCGCACUGUACCUACAAUCAAUCGAUCAUCGAUGUGCGGCGCACAUCUACAUUGGUCAAGCAUUGCGCAUGGCUCAAUCAUACGGGUUGCACAAGGUCAUGCAACCUGGGGUGGGUAGUGAGCAACUCAUAGAGCGGUGCCGCCGAUUAUGGUGGACAGUCUACAUGUUGGACAGGCGAUUCUCUUCUUCAUAUGGAGUUCCAGCCGCUUUACACGAUGAAGACAUCACAGUGCCGGUGCCGACUGCUGGCGAAGGCGCCGACGAAGGCGCCAUUGCACGCAAGUUGUAUGUCAAGAUCUGUCAGCUGCAAGGCAGAGUGAUUAGCACUGUUUAUAGUUCUCGUGGAGAGCUGAACAAGACGUUUGUCACCAGGACACGUGCAGUUCUCAAAGGCAUAGCAGGUCUGUCAGCGGAAUUGAAGAAAUUCUCAGACAGCUGCUUUGGAGAGGUGUCGAGGAUAGCAGCCCAUGUCAACCUUGCCUAUCACCAGUGCAUUCUCGUGACAUCGAGACCUGUACUGUUCUACGCCCUCAAGCAGCGCCUCGAGGGCUCUGCAUUGUCGCAGUCCCGUCCGCUGUCUUCGACGAUGAAGGGGUUAAUACAGGUGUGUAUCGAUUCGGCUACACAAAUCGUCUCGAUCCUAGCUCAACUAAAGCAACACGAUCUUCUUGAUGUUUUCUUUCCAUUUGAUCUAGAAAGCGCCGCCUCAGCUGGAUUUGUUCUCGAGAUGGCUUCCAAAGUCCAUCCCAAACUGUCCUUUACGCGAGAAUGGUUUGGCGCUCUGAUUGAAGUGUUGGAUUUCAUUGCAUUGCACGGGAAUGUUUUGGCGACGCAGAGAAAAGCCGAGAUCGAAGAUCUUGUCAAUAUGUUGAAUGACGAAGAAGUCCAGCAGAGAGAUGCGACAAGCACGACAGCGGCGCUGACGAUGACUUCACCGGCUCAAGCACAGACUUUUGACCCUCCAAGCUUUCCCAGUCUUGGAGAUCCGUUCUUUGAUAAUUGGCAUCUUCAUGAGGCGUUGUCUGGAGGUCAGAUUAUGGAGUUGGUGACUGCUUUGGAUGUGGGCAAUAUGGGCAAUUUUGAUAUGGGAAAUACCGAUAUGCAGUGGUCAUAAAUGGAGUUAUUUACGAUGAAAGAACACUUGGAGUCUUUCUUAGGAUUUUACUUCAACAACAUUUCUCCG